Xenopus laevis (African clawed frog) is the source of this 3498-nucleotide messenger RNA. It is a transcript of the gene astl.L, whose product is annotated as astacin-like metallo-endopeptidase (M12 family) L homeolog. Lineage: Eukaryota; Metazoa; Chordata; Amphibia; Anura; Pipidae. The record is from RefSeq and is a predicted model, not a curated record. Gene Ontology annotation, molecular function: metalloendopeptidase activity; metallopeptidase activity; zinc ion binding. Gene Ontology annotation, cellular component: membrane. Gene Ontology annotation, biological process: proteolysis. The coding region runs from base 97 to 3450 and encodes 1117 amino acids. The transcript has 12 exons.
UCCACCCCUUCCAUGCAUAACUUGGGCUGGCCAGAGUGCUUAUAAGCCUGUGAUAGUCUUGUAGACCCGCCUACCUUACCUGCAUUCAGGUGCAUUAUGAGGGCUGCUGUUGCAAUAUGGCUGCUUGGAGCUGCAGGUGUGCUUGGGUAUCCAUUGCCAAACCUGGAUCCAUCUGCCAGUUCUGGAGGAACAGCCAAUAGCAAUCCUGGCAUACUGGACAUCAAUAGCCCUCUAAUUGAGGGUCGUGCUUCCAGAAACAGCUUCCUGAUGGAAGGAGACAUUAUAAAAGAAAAGAAAUCUAUCAGGACAUUCUCUCCUCGAGUUGGAAAGUGGCCCAAAAUAAAUGGAUCUGUGAUUAUCCCCUAUACUCUGUCACCUUCCUAUGAAAAUAUUGACCGGAAUAUCAUUCUAAAAGCAUUUUGGGACUUGCAAGCUUCUACUUGUCUUCGAUUUGUGGAGCGCACUACAGAAAAGGAUUAUAUCUCCAUAGAGCCAUCUUUUGGGUGUUUCUCGAGUGUAGGCCGAGUUGGGGGGAUGCAGCUGGUCUCCCUGGCCUUUGAGUGCCUGAGGACAAAUAAAGGAAAGGGAAUUGCUUUGCACGAAUUAAUGCACGUUGCUGGGUUUUGGCAUGAGCAUUCCAGAGCAGAUCGAGAUGAUUACAUCUGGAUAAUGUGGGAUGAGAUUGUAAUUGGUUAUGAGAAAAACUUCUGUAAAUAUGAUACUACCAACAUGUUAGUGAAAUAUGAGCUUCAGUCCAUCCUCCAUUACCCCAGAAAUGCAUUUGGCAAGUCUGGCCAGACAACCAUCAAUCCGAAGUAUCCCUAUUCUAAAACUGAAAUAGGCCAGAGAGAAAAACUCAGUGCUUCUGACAUUCUAAGGGUCAAUAAAUUGUACUCCUGCUCCCAGUACACACCGUCAACUGAUGAUGAUGAGUUAAUGUAUUUUGCACCAAUUUUUUAUCCUUGCACUAAAGAAAAAUUCAAUGAGCCUACAUCCACUGAUGCAAAUAAUGAACAAAAGACUGGAUCUUCUGAACAGUCUUUGCUAAAAGAGACCUCAGGACAAAUAUUCACUACCAAACUAAAGGAGAUCCCAGGGCAGAUAUUCACUACCGAACAAACACCAAGAACGAAGCCUAUUUUGAGUCAAAUACCAGUCCCUACCACAAGCUUUGAGACAAGUGCAGCCAAUGAAGGAACUGUAAUAGCAAGGCAUGGAUAUACAACACUUUUAAGUAGUGUUAAUCACGGCACCAGUUUAUUGGGAGAAAAAGUUACAUUUUCCAAAGAUGUCACUCUUCUAAAUAUGACUGGGAAGCUUCAAACUGGUACAUCUACAGACUCUAAUCGAAGUCCAACCAAUUCCUCUCAGUCAUUAAAGAAGCAACUGCAGGAAACUCAACAGAAACCAACAAUGAGCUCAGAGAAGGGUUUAUUUACAUCGGUCCUUACAGCAAUGCCAACACAUGUAAUUAAUUUGAGUUCCCCCAAUGCCUUUUCCUCCCAAGUAAACUUGUCUGCACAACCUAUCUCCACUGAGAAUGGAAGAUCCGGAUUACUCAACCAAGUGACUUUUGUUAAUGUCAUCGGAGAUCAUCAGUAUAACCGCGUGAAUUCCGAAACAGCCUUGACGCCACUGACCACAGCUGAGAGUGGAGCUGGAUUAAAUGUGACUUUUGAAACAAAGAUAACAUUUGCUUCUACUGAAACCAUAAAUUCCAAGGAGGUCCCAACAUCGGCAUCAACACCAGAACUUACUCACAAUGCUUUGUUUACCCACAUAUCUAAACUUGGAAACAGUGCUGAUGCUGGUGAAGCCUCAUUAUCCGAGAAAGUGACUUUAUUAGGUGCACGCGGUGAUCUUCAGCCUGUCACUACUGAGUCUAUUAAAAUACAUUUUAAGAGCAAUUUUUCUCAAUUGGAUACCACGCAAAAAACUCUAAGUUCACUUUCAACAUUGCCCUCUUUAACACUGAACACUGUGGAACUGACUCACAAUGAUUUGUUUCUAACCACAAUCUCUCCACCGCAACACCUAACAGAGGAUAAAAACAGCAUCUUGCCUGAGCAAGUGACUCUCUUUCAUGUCAAUAAAAGUGUUCAACAUGGCACACCUACAAAGUCCAACCAAAUUCUUCCUGAAAAAUGUUCUACCAAGCCAACACUCUAUCCUCCUGAUCAGUUGGACUACUCAACAAACUCGAUUAAAUCAGAUGGAAAGAGCCUCAUAAGUGGUUUGGACACGACAACACUAUCUAAAAAUCUAGUUUUGGAAACUCAGCCAACUGUGAAAUCCAUGAUUUCUACUUCUGCAGAAAAGGAAAUCUCCAGCGUGGAAGGGACCGGCAGUCCUUCAUUAUCUAUGACACUUAUGUAUAACAAAAUGAAUGGAAAUAUUUCUGUUUCCACUUACAGCAGUCCAAAUGGAAUAAGCACCAGUACUCUGUCUCAAAACACUGUGAGAGGAGAACAAAACCGUUCCAUGCUAACUGCAUUAGCUGAUUUAUCAGGCCAUCGGUUUCCUGGACUGUUUCAAGAUGUAGCUUAUGAGUGGCAUAAUAAAGCAGAUGAUCAUCACGGCCCAGAAUAUCAUGAUAAAAUUGGCAAGAGAUCUUUAAAUGAGCCUUUACCUGUUAUAAAAUCCAUUAGCCCAGUGGUGUCUCAUAUAAAAAGAGAGACUGAAAUCCAAAACUCCCAUAUACGGCACAGUAAAUUCAACGCAAGGAGACACAGAACUAAACUGCAGCAUGUGCACAUUGUCAAACAUCCAAAGGCCACAUUCUUAAAUAGUGCAGAGGGGUCCAGUCUCUCCAGGAUAUCAAGAGAUCCUCAGAUGGAUUUUGGGGAGAAGGCAGUAAAUUCAGAUCUUGCUUCAGUAGAACACACACAAUUCAGAAAGUUUUCACCAAGAUUGUCUCCACUCCAUAACAGACUUUGGAUUUUGAGCACAAAAUUAAGCCAUCGACAACAGGCCUGCAGAUCUGACCAUGGAUUUUGUGAAUGGAAGCAGAGAAAGGACGAUAGACUUAUCUGGAAUCUUAUUUGGGGGAGAAAAGAUCAUUUCCAUGGAGGCCGGACUACUAAGGACAAACAUAAAGGGUUACUCUUAUCAGUUCACAAUUUCUCCCUGGAACCCAUCCCAGAGCAGAAAGCUUUGCUUGUGAGCCCCGUGUUACACCUUCCCAAGUGCCUGUCAUUCUGGUACAGGUUCUUGCCAAACAGUAUUGGAGGAACGCUGAAUGUUUAUAGCAGGCCAACUAACAUGAUAGGAACAUGGACUCUCUUGUGGACAAAUCAAGGACAGGAAAAUCUGGGAUGGAGUAAGGCACAAAUACAAUUUAAAAAGCAACAUCGGCAUAAGAACUUGCAGAUAAUCAUGGAAGGAGUUGCAGGACCAUCUGCUGAAAGCAAUAUACGUAUUGAGAAUCUGUACGUUGGUCGGUGCAGAUGAUGAUAAUAUACAUCAGAUUUACUGCUCCAAUAAACGUUUUAAUUUAAA